Messenger RNA from Tachyglossus aculeatus (Australian echidna), 437 nucleotides. It is a transcript of the gene PPY, whose product is annotated as pancreatic polypeptide. The transcript has 4 exons. Lineage: Eukaryota; Metazoa; Chordata; Mammalia; Monotremata; Tachyglossidae. Gene Ontology annotation, biological process: neuropeptide signaling pathway; feeding behavior. Gene Ontology annotation, cellular component: extracellular region. The record is from RefSeq and is a predicted model, not a curated record. Bases 77 to 322 code for a protein of 81 amino acids. Gene Ontology annotation, molecular function: neuropeptide hormone activity; neuropeptide Y receptor binding.
UGGACGAAGCCGGACUCCGAGGGACCCACUGCAACCGUUCAGGGUUCGGGCCUGGGUGGGGGGCAGCAGCUUCAGGAUGGCUGCCCCUCGUCGCUGGACUUCGCUCCUGGUCCUGGGCUGCUGCGUGGCCUUGCUCUUGCAGGUCCGCGUCCACACGGCCUCUCCGGAGCCCGUCUAUCCCGGGGACGAUGCCUCCCCAGAACAGCUGGCCCAAUACGUGGCAGCCCUGCGCCGGUACAUCAACGUCGUCACCCGCCCCAGGUAUGGAAAACGCUCCCCGGGCCGGAACCUCUAUGAGGCCAUGGAGGACUUCGACCAGUAGUGGCCGGGCCCGCUGAGUUCACCUGGACAGGGUCCCGUGGGCCGCGGCAGAACCCCCCUUCACCACCGCUUCUUGGAUGACUCCAAGCAGAGCUGACCCCCGUCCUCCCCCCACC